AUGCGAACACUGCAGACCCUCAGCAUCCUCGGCAUAUCACCAGUACUACAAUGUACAGCAUGCAGACAUGCUCCUCUAUUCUCCCACCAAGACCUCCGUCCUCAAUGCCCCUCCACGCUUCCCUCAUCGCCCAACCCAACCCUCUUCCGCCGUUCGCUGACUCAAGCCCGCCUCUCCUCCUCCAGCAGCCCAACAUUUUCCUACCGCAUUGCCGCCUCUUUCUCCGGAAAAGGCCGCCGUUUCAACCCAAAGACUGACCUCUACUCCCACAAUUCUGAUCUUGAGCUCCUGGAAGGGGCCUUCACCGGACGGCCAAGCAGCGGUCAAGACGCCUUCUUCGUCAGCAAGAUCGGAAACAGUAGUAGUACUGCGUUUGGCGUGGCGGACGGAGUAGGCGGAUGGUCUGACUCGGGGUUCGAUUCAGCGCACUUUUCGCAUGGGCUGUGUCAGUGGAUGGCGAGGGGCGCGGAGAUGGUGGGUGUGGCAGGAGGGGAAGCGGAGGUGAAGAAAUUGGGCCCAAGAGAGCUUCUGGAGAAGGCAUAUGCGGGCAUUGUGGCCGACAAGGUGGUUGAGGGAGGCGGUAGCACGGCUUGUGUGGCUGUGGGUCGAGGAGAUGGCAACCUGACCGUUGCGAAUUUAGGUGACUCGGGCUUUGUCCAGCUCCGGCUCAAUGCCGUCAACUAUUAUUCCAACCCUCAAACCCACGCCUUCAACACACCCUAUCAGCUCUCCAUCGUCCCGCCUCGAGUCCUCGCCCUCUCCAAAGCCUUCGGCGGCGGUCCCCUCCACGAUUUGCCAAAGGACGCCGGCAUCUCGACGCAUGAAGUCCGGCACGGUGACGUACUUGUCUUCGCCACAGACGGAGUUUGGGACAAUCUUAAUCCUACCGACCUACUAAAGAUCGUGAGCCGGCAGAUGACGGGUUUCCAAGCCUGGGUCAAUGGCGACAAAGGCACGGAGGUAUCUGACAAGAUUUAUGAUCUUGCAAAAGAUGGAGGCAUUGCCGUGCAAGUGGAGAAUAGUCUACAGUCUACGCUAGCUGUCAACAUUGUUGGGGAAGCAAAGGCCGCUAGUGUCGAUCACAAGAGGGACGGACCUUUCGCAAAGGAGGUUCAAAGAUUCUAUCCCCAUGAGGACUGGCAUGGUGGAAAAGUUGAUGAUAUUUGUGUCGUUGUUGCCGUCGUCAUUCACGAUGAGCCGGCCCCUCCUUAG
Molecule: messenger RNA, 1212 nt
Organism: Bacidia gigantensis
Lineage: Eukaryota; Fungi; Ascomycota; Lecanoromycetes; Lecanorales; Ramalinaceae
Exons: 2
Coding region: 1-1212 (403 amino acids)
Source: RefSeq, a predicted model, not a curated record